AUGGUCGCUGAUGCUCUCGUCUACCACCCCACGGUAGCGCACUACCUGCGCUACAUGGCCACAACCCUCGGUCGCGACAAGCUCAUGCGAGUUCUUCAGUACUUCGCCCGCUUCUACGCCUGGUAUCUCCUCCGCACAAACGCAACCCCCGACAAGGUCGCCCCUUGGAACACCCUCAAGAAGCAGUUCGGCCUGUUCCGAAAGGUCUUCCGAGCCGGAAAGUUCGUCGAGCACUACAAGGCCGCUGCCACAGCUUCCGACUCCAAGUCCCUCGACCCCGUCCUCAAGUACACCCAGGUCGGUCGCCAGCUGGGCUAUGCUGGUUACCUCACCUGCGAUGCUCUCACCAUCCCUGAUGCUGCCGGUAUCAGGAAGUGGCAGCAUGCCAAGCGCCUUCAGCAGGAGGCUUAUAGAUCCUGGGCUAUUGGUAUCGCCUUUAGCAUCAUUGGUCAGCUGUACACUCUGCGACAGCUGAGCGUGCGCGCAUCAAAGGUUGAUCUCAAGGAGGGUGAGGGUGUUGUCGAGAGCAAGACCAUCUCCAUUGAGCGCGCUGCCGCCAAGAAGCAACUCCUCUGCGAUCUUUGCGAUAUCCUCGUUCCCGUCUCCGGUCUCGGAUGGGUAUCCUUCCUCGAUGACGGCAUCGUUGGUCUUACUGGUACCUUGAGCAGUGUCAUCGGUGUCUACACCCAAUGGAAGAAGACUGCUUAA
Fusarium tjaetaba is the source of this 708-nucleotide messenger RNA. RefSeq names its product peroxisomal biogenesis factor 11. Gene Ontology annotation, biological process: peroxisome fission; regulation of peroxisome size. The record is from RefSeq and is a predicted model, not a curated record. Bases 1 to 708 code for a protein of 235 amino acids. The transcript has 2 exons. Gene Ontology annotation, cellular component: peroxisomal membrane. NCBI's taxonomy places the organism in Eukaryota, Fungi, Ascomycota, Sordariomycetes, Hypocreales, Nectriaceae.